AUGAUAAUCACGAUUCUUCCUCUGGUACCGAAGUCGGAAACUCCACCUACUUUCCUGAAGUCAUUUUCACACCUCCAGAGACCUACGAACUCUUCCACGGAGUGCGAGGGGAAACGUUUUCGGACAAAAGAGGAGCAGGAGCGACAACGUCGACUACUGGACGCUGUUGUCCAAAAGCCUCAAGAUGUGUUGCACAGAGCAGAUGUCAGUGAAGAAAAUCGGCGUCCGGAGCAGCGUGAGCCGCAGUUCCCCAACGUUAAAGGGGAAGAGGAGGGGAGAGCGCCGCCGGACAUUAAAGAGGAAGAACAGGAGGCCGAUAUCACCAAUUUUCCAUUGACCGAUGUCAUUGUCAAGAGUGAAGAUGACGAUGAAGGUGACGGCGACCGCUGUGGAGACAGCCUCUUACCUCCGCUGUCAGACAGCGACGACUUGACGUCACACUCUUCUGACACUGAUGACGAUGAGCACUCGAAAGAUGUCAGUGAAGAAUGUCUUUGUGCUGAGCAGCACGAGCCAGAGUCCCCCGACAUUAAAGAGGAGGAAGAAGAGCACCCCGACAUCAAAGAGGAAGUCGAGCCGGAGCCCGUUAACGUUAAACUGGAAGAGCGGGAGGACGUUAUCGAGUUUGGAUUGACUGGUGUCCGUUUGAAGAGCGAUGACGAAGGGGAAUGUCAAAGUGAGGAGAACGAAGCGGCGGAGCCUCCUAGCGGCAGCUCAAGUGAACGCGUGACAAUAGAAGGUGAUGGAGACCGCUGUGGAUUCCGAGCAGACGACCUCUCAGCUCCGCUGUCAGACCGUGACGCCACAACGACGUCUACCGACACUGAUGAAGAGGAACAUUCGAAAGGCGCUGUGGCUCGUCUCGCUCACGACAAACGCUGGAAAUGUUCUCAGUGUGGGAAAACGUUUGAUGUCAAGUAUAAUUUGAAGGUGCACAUGAGAAUGCACACUGGAGAGAAGCCAUUUGUCUGCUCGGUUUGUGGUAAAAGCUUUUCGGUAAAGAUUAGCUUAAUAAGGCACGCAAGAACACACACUGGAGAGAAACCUUUCAUCUGUUCAGUUUGUGGCAAACGCUUUUCUGUAAAUACAACCUUGAAAGUACACAGAAGCACACACACUGGAGAGAAACCUUGCGCCUGCUCAGUGUGUGGUAAAAGAUUCACUGACAAGGGACAAUUAGGAAGACACGCAAGAAUACACACUGGAUCGGCACGUUUGGCCUGCUCAGUUUGUGGUAAAACAUUUUCUCAGAGGGGAUAUUUGAAAACGCACCAAAUAAUUCACACUGGGGCGAAACCUUUUGUCUGUUCAAUCUGUGGUAAAAGCUUCUCGAUAAAGGGAAGUUUAAUAAGGCACACAAAAACGCACACAGGAGAGAAACCUUUUGCUUGUUCAGCUUGCGGUAAAAGAUUCGCGCUCAAGGCCCAUUUGAGAACACACUCAAGAACACACACUGGGGAAAAGCCUUUUGCCUGCUCGGUUUGUGGUAAAAGAUUCACUGAGAAGGGACAAUUGGGAACACAUGCAAAAACGCAUACUGGGGAGGGAACUUAUGUCUGUUCCAUUUGUGGUAAAAGUUUCUCGAUGAAGGGACAUUUGAGAACACACACGAGAACUCAUUUGGGGGAGAAACCUUUUAUCUGCUCAUUUUGCGGUAAAAGCUUCUUGACGAAGGGAAGUUUGAUUCGGCACAUACGAACGCACACUGGAGAGAAGCCUUUUGCCUGCUCGGUUUGCGGUAAAAGAUUCACUGACAAGGGACACUUGGGAACACAUGAGAGAAUCCACUCUGGAGACAAACCUUUUCCCUGCUCACUUUGUGGCAAAACAUUCUCUACAAAGGGACAUUUAGCAAGACACACAACAACACACACUGGGGAGAAACCUUUUGCUUGUUUAAUUUGUGGUAAAAGGUUUGCGCAGAAAGUACAUUUGGAAACACACGCAAGGACACACACCGGGAGAAACGGUUUGCUUACUCAGUGUGCAACUUAGCGCUUAAUCAAUCACACAGAAUUGGUUCAACGCACCAAAAAUAUACUCUGGGGAGAAACCGUUUUCAGCAAAGAGGCUGUUUGACAAGACGUAAGAAUGCACACUGGUUAGAAACCAUUCAGUUGCAGUGUGCCAUGUGCGAUAAAAGAUUCUUUUCUAAGGAUCCGGUUAAGAGACACAAGUGUGCUGUGAGGAUAACAGCAACGAAUAAUGUUUGAGAUCAUCUGUGAAGAAAAUGACUCUGUGUUCAAAUGGACGUCUACAUGGAAUCCUGAAUCAAAACAAAGUCUUUAAACACUGACAGGGUUCAGUAUGUUUCUCAAUUUUUUGGGCACAGCACUACACGAACCACGCUACAUUGAUUUACAAGUUUAGUUUGUCAU
Molecule: messenger RNA, 2378 nt
Organism: Phycodurus eques (leafy seadragon)
Lineage: Eukaryota; Metazoa; Chordata; Actinopteri; Syngnathiformes; Syngnathidae
Product: gastrula zinc finger protein XlCGF57.1-like
Exons: 5
Coding region: 1-1995 (664 amino acids)
Source: RefSeq, a predicted model, not a curated record